ACUGCUUAUACAGACAAAACAAACUAGAUGAAGCUUUGGAGUCCUUGAAAAGCCUAGAGGGGAAUUCUACAGCCAUGUUGUUAGAGUCUCAGAUUCUGUAUCGUCUGGGAAAAAUGGACGCUUGCAUGGAUAUUUAUCUCAAGCUUCAAAAAUCCAAGAUUGAAUCAUUAGAAAUAAACUCUGUUGCUAGUUUGGUCGCCUCUGGGAGGGCUUCUGAAGUGCAAAGAAUGAUGGAUACACUUAGGGUCAAAGCAACUAGCAGUUUUGAGUUGGCAUUCAACACUGCUUGUUAUUUAAUUGAAAGUAACAAGUACACAGAUGCAGAACAACUAUUGCUGUCAGCCCGAAGAAUUGGUCAGGAAACACUAUUGGACGAGAACUUGCCUGAUGACGAAAUAGAGAUUGAAUUGGCUCCUAUAGCCGUCCAGUUGGCCUAUGUUCAGCAGGUGAGAUUAUUACCUCCAAAGGAGCCUCACAAAAUGCAGUUGCAGAGCAACCCAAGCCUUCAUCCAAGUCGUCAAGAAAGAAGUCUAGGAGUUAACUAGAAAGGAUCCAUAAUUUUUGGUUGAAAAUUUUGAGUUGUUGCAGAUUUUCAAAGAUUUUUUCUUUGUCUUU
Molecule: messenger RNA, 615 nt
Organism: Corylus avellana
Lineage: Eukaryota; Viridiplantae; Streptophyta; Magnoliopsida; Fagales; Betulaceae
Source: RefSeq, a predicted model, not a curated record